UGUAUCUUCUCCAAGGUCGAUCAGUUAUCAAUUUUUUUUUUAAAUCAGGAUUCAUAUGUCCAUUGUUUGUUUAUUGAUGUUCUAUACUUGUUUAUGCUGUAGACAAUUAAUGCAUAUAAGUUUGAGCGUCAUGCUGGUUGUAAAACAAAACACCCAAAUAAUCACAUUUACUUUGAGAAUGGGAAGACAAUUUAUGGGAUUGUUCAAGAGCUCAGGAAUACACGUCAGGAUUUGCUGUUUGAAGUUAUCUAGACAAUCAGUGGAUCACCUAUUAACCAAAAAUCCUUUCGUAUUUGGAAAGCUGCUACACGUGAACUUCAGAGGAUAUAUGGGAAGGAUGAAGGAAAACUUUUGUCUUGAAAUAGUGACAAUAAAAAGUGAUGGUCUUCGACUAGAACUUCUUAAUAAUGCGCACCCAAAGCUGCUUGAGCUGAUGCAGAGGUGUAGGGAAGCAGUUCCUGGCAACCGGCCAUCGUUCUCUGAGGUAAGAGCAGAACUUGAGGAACUUUUACAUGAAGUUUGAUAUAAAAGAGGUCAGAGGUGUAUAUAUCAUAUAUGCUUU
This is a messenger RNA of Ipomoea nil (Japanese morning glory), 562 nucleotides long. RefSeq lists its product as uncharacterized. The coding region runs from base 56 to 523 and encodes 155 amino acids. The transcript has 3 exons. The record is from RefSeq and is a predicted model, not a curated record. Lineage: Eukaryota; Viridiplantae; Streptophyta; Magnoliopsida; Solanales; Convolvulaceae.